GUCAAAUCUUAAGUAUAAAUUAAAUCAUUUUUUAUAUUUUUAAGUUAAUGAUUUAUUUUAUUAGUAGUAUCGAAUUUUGAAUUUAAGUUUUCAAUAAUUAACAAAAUCUUUAUCUUAAUUGUGCAAAAGAAAAUAACUUUAAAAUGGAGAAACCUCAAAAAAUGCCUAAAGUGGCUAAAGUUAAAAAUAAAGCUCCAGCAGAAAUUCAAAUUACUGCUGAACAAUUAUUGCGAGAAGCUAAAGAACGUGAUUUAGAAAUAUUACCUCCACCACCUAAGCAAAAAAUCUCAGAUCCAGCAGAACUUCGAGACUACCAGCACAGGAAAAGAAAAACUUUUGAAGAUAAUAUUAGAAAAAAUAGGAUAGUUAUUAGCAACUGGAUCAAAUAUGCACAAUGGGAAGAAUCGCAGAAAGAAAUUCAACGAGCUAGAUCUAUUUAUGAAAGAGCCCUUGAUGUUGAUCAUAGAAAUAUUACAAUAUGGCUAAAAUAUACAGAAAUGGAAAUGAGAAACCGCCAAGUAAAUCAUGCACGAAAUUUAUGGGAUCGAGCCGUAACUAUUCUGCCCAGGGCUAAUCAGUUCUGGUACAAGUAUACUUACAUGGAAGAGAUGUUGGAAAAUGUAGCAGCAGCCAGACAAGUUUUUGAUCGAUGGAUGGAAUGGCAGCCAGAUGAACAGGCUUGGCAAACUUACAUAAAUUUUGAGUUACGUUAUAAAGAAUUAGAUAGAGCAAGAGCUAUUUAUGAAAAAUUUGUUAUGGUUCAUCCAGAUGUAAAAAAUUGGAUAAAGUAUGCAAAAUUUGAAGAGUCUCAUGGUUUUAUAAAUGGAGCCCGUUCAGUGUAUGAAAGAGCUGUAGAAUUCUACGGUGAGGAAUAUCUUGAGGAAAAGUUAUUUAUUGCAUUUGCAAGAUUUGAAGAGAAUCAGAAAGAGCAUGAUAGAGCUAGAGUUAUAUAUAAGUAUGCAUUAGAUAACAUUCCAAAAGAAAAUACAAAAGAGUUAUACAAGGCUUACACAAUUCAUGAGAAAAAGUUUGGUGACCGAAGUGGUAUAGAGGAUGUUAUUGUAAGUAAACGUAAGUUUCAGUAUGAGCAAGAAGUUCAAGAAAAUCCAACAAAUUAUGAUGCUUGGUUUGACUAUCUGCGUUUAGUAGAAAAUGAAGGCAAUAUUGAAGUAAUUCGUGAAACUUAUGAGAGAGCAAUUGCAAAUGUUCCCCCAACUAAAGAUAAACAUUUCUGGAGGAGAUACAUAUAUCUAUGGAUAAAUUAUGCAGUCUUUGAAGAACUUAAUACUUCUGAUUUAGAAAGGACUAGACAGAUUUAUCGAACUUGUCUGGACUUAUUGCCUCAUAAAACAUUCACAUUUAGCAAAAUUUGGUUGUUAUAUGCUCAAUUUGAAAUACGCUGUAAAAAUCUCCAACAGGCUAGAAAAACGUUAGGUAUGGCCUUAGGCAUUUGUCCCAGAGAUAAACUUUACAGGGGUUAUAUAGAUUUGGAAAUCCAACUUAGAGAAUUUGAUCGGUGUCGUAUAUUAUAUGAGAAAUUUUUGGAAUUUGGUCCAGAAAAUUGUAUAACUUGGAUGAAAUUUGCAGAGCUGGAAUGUCUUUUAGGUGACAUUGAACGUUCUCGUGCAAUAUAUGAACUGGCUAUAAAUCAGCCGCGGUUAGAUAUGCCUGAACUUUUGUGGAAAAGUUAUAUAGAUUUUGAGUUUUCUCAAGGUGAAAUUGGAAAAGCCCGAUUGUUAUAUGAGAGAUUAUUAGAGCGAACAAUACAUGUGAAAGUAUGGAUGUCUUAUGCUAAGUUUGAAAUGAGUAGUGAUGAUACUGAUAAUAAAUUAGAAUUAGCAAGACAAGUAUAUGAACGAGCAAACAAUAGUUUACGAAACGCUAGUGAGAAAGAAUCUAGAGUCAUGCUUUUAGAAGCCUGGAGAGAUUUUGAGAAAGAAAAUGGCGAUGAAGAAAGUAUAAAGAAAGUAAACGAGAAAAUGCCUAGAAGAAUCAAGAAACGUCAAAAAAUCACUUCAGAAACUGGUGCAGAUCAUGGAUGGGAAGAAGUUUUUGAUUACAUAUUCCCUGAAGAUGAAACAGUCAGACCAAAUUUGAAAUUGCUUGCUGCGGCUAAAAAUUGGAAAAAAGCACAACUAGAAAAAGAAAAGACAAAAGCUACUGAACCAGAAGAAACAGUGGCACCUUCAAGCGGUACUAGUAAUGCUUUAGAAUCUGAGAAAAUAACAUCAGAAAAAGAAACUUCAGAUUAAGAGAAUAGUUACUUUUAUAUAAAAUAAUCAUAAAUUUCGUAAUUGAUUGACCGAUAAGUCAGUUAUCAAUUUACUUAUUAAACAUUUGUCUCAACAUCUUCAUCUUCAAUCAACAUCUU
This is a messenger RNA of Ctenocephalides felis (cat flea), 2371 nucleotides long. RefSeq names its product protein crooked neck-like. Gene Ontology annotation, molecular function: protein binding. Bases 144 to 2252 code for a protein of 702 amino acids. Gene Ontology annotation, cellular component: Prp19 complex; post-mRNA release spliceosomal complex; precatalytic spliceosome. The transcript has a single exon. The record is from RefSeq and is a predicted model, not a curated record. Lineage: Eukaryota; Metazoa; Arthropoda; Insecta; Siphonaptera; Pulicidae. Gene Ontology annotation, biological process: mRNA splicing, via spliceosome; spliceosomal complex assembly.